AGGAUUCUCUAACUUUAAACUAUCAACAACCAUUUUAUCAAUCACAUGAUUAGAAUUGUGACAUGUGUCCUUAAACUAAAUUGGAAAAUGGACAAAUACAAAUACACACAACAUGUGCCUCCUCCAUGUGCCUCCCCCAUGUGCCUCCUCCAUGUGCCUCCUCCAUGUGCCUAUAUUACCGGAUUUUUUUCUCUCUUCUUUUAACUACUUGAACAGAAAGAAAUCAUUUUCGUGGCAUCCACCAUCAUCUCUACUUCCUUAAGAUUUUUGUUCUCUUCCUGGUUCUUUUAAUUUUCUUUCUCAGCAUACAUACUUUCAACAUAGUUACUCAAAAUCAAAUCCCUCAUGUUUUUUACAGAAGAAGGAAGAAGGAAACGUGAGAAGAUAGUUCUAACCAUGGAGAGAAGAUAUGUUUUUGUUAUAUUAUUUUAUAUAAUAAUGUCUAUCUUUAGAGUGGGUGGAUUUGGUGUUAAUUGGGGAACUCAAUCUACACACCCUUUACCACCCACUACCAUUGUGAAAAUGUUAAAACACAAUGGUAUUACAAAAGUCAAACUUUUUGAUGCUGAUCCUAUUAUUCUUGAUGCGCUCAAGAAGUCUGCAAUUGAAGUAAUGGUUGGUAUACCUAAUUCCAUGCUGAAAACUUUUGCUACUAGUCCUGAAGUAGCUGAAGAUUUUGUUUCCAAGAAUAUUUCAAGUCAAUUAUCUGCUGGAGUAGAUAUCAGGUACAUUGCAGUGGGAAAUCAACCUUUCCUAUACCUUUACAAAGGUGCCUACGAAUCUACCACACUUCCAGCUCUCCAAAAUAUCCAAAUGGCUCUGGUAAAGGCUCGUUUAGAAGAGAGGGUCAGAGUUACUGUGCCUUUAAAUGCGGAUGUUUUUAAGAGUUCAUCGGAUAAUCCUUCUGAUGGGGAGUUUAAUACAAAAAUCCAUGAACUCAUGAUUGAUCUAGUUCAAUUUUUAUAUCAAAACAACGGUCCAUUUACAGUGAACAUCUACCCUUUCAAGAGCGUUUAUCGAAACCCCACUUUUCCGAUGGACUAUGCAUUUUUCGACGGUUUUAAUGAUCCUUCAAUUGACAAUGGGCUGAUCUAUGACAAUCUCUUAGAUGCCAACAUUGAUACCCUAGUGUGGGCCCUAAGCAAGUAUGGAUUUGGAAACAUGUCCAUAGUUGUUGGAGAAAUUGGUUGGCCUACGGACGGAGACAAAAGCGCAACUAGUCAACUAGCCCAACGAUUUCAUCAAGGACUCAUGACCCGUCUUAUUACGGGAAAGGGCACACCUAUGAGACCUGGGCCUAUGGAUGUGUACUUGUUUAGUCUAAUAGACGAAGAUAACAAAACUAUUCAACCAACUAGCUUUGAAGUGGGUAAUUUUGACCGUCAUUGGGGAUUGUUUCGCUACGACGGGCAACCGAAAUACCAACUUAACACUGGAUCAGGAGCAAAUGGGUUAGUAGGCGCAACUGAGGUAAAAUACCAAGACAAAAAAUGGUGUAUUUUGAAACCCUCGGCAAACCCCAACAGUGAUAAAGUUGCCCGGAGUGUGUCCAAAGCUUGUCAAACUGGAGACUGCAGUAGUCUCGGAUAUGGAACUUCAUGUGGCGGUUUAGAUGUUCGUGGAAACAUCUCCUACGCAUUUAAUAGUUUCUAUCAGGUGAAUGACCAGAUCUUCGGAAAUUGUGACUUUUCUGGCCUAUCUGAAACCACAGAUAGAGAUCCUUCAACGGAAAAUUGCAAAUUCCAAAUCAUGAUCGAUUCAGAAUCAAAUGGGAAAAUUAGGCCUUUUAGAAUAAUAAUGUUUGUACUUCUGUUUUUUACUCUUGUUUAGAAUAAUAAUGUUUGUAUUUCUGUUUUUUACUCUUGUUUAGAAUAAUAAUGUUUGUACUUCUGUUUU
Molecule: messenger RNA, 1896 nt
Organism: Vicia villosa (hairy vetch)
Lineage: Eukaryota; Viridiplantae; Streptophyta; Magnoliopsida; Fabales; Fabaceae
Product: glucan endo-1,3-beta-glucosidase 5-like
Exons: 2
Coding region: 346-1830 (494 amino acids)
Biological process (GO): carbohydrate metabolic process
Cellular component (GO): plasma membrane
Molecular function (GO): hydrolase activity, hydrolyzing O-glycosyl compounds
Source: RefSeq, a predicted model, not a curated record